Molecule: messenger RNA, 4006 nt
Organism: Hippoglossus stenolepis (Pacific halibut)
Lineage: Eukaryota; Metazoa; Chordata; Actinopteri; Pleuronectiformes; Pleuronectidae
Product: solute carrier family 12 member 2
Exons: 26
Coding region: 338-3613 (1091 amino acids)
Biological process (GO): sodium ion transmembrane transport; chloride transmembrane transport; potassium ion homeostasis
Cellular component (GO): membrane
Molecular function (GO): ammonium channel activity; sodium:potassium:chloride symporter activity
Source: RefSeq, a predicted model, not a curated record
GAGAGAGAUAACAAUAACCCGUUUGAGUCGCCAUCAGAGGAGACGAUACUCGCACCAGCUCGCGUGUGGAUGGACAGAUGACAGAUGACAGAUGACAGAUAGAGAGACAGAGUGCGUGUGAGUAGGUGCGUCUUUACGCGCAUUACGCACUGGUCCUGGCGCAUCCAGGAGUUUGUCCGGAGCGCAGCAGUGAAGUUGACCUCUGAGUGUGAUUCCCUCCUCGGGGACCGGGUCUUCUCUGACUGGUCGGAGCUCCAUCCUGCUGGACUCCCCCGUGGUUCUGGAGCAGGUGUCUGACGGUUCACCAGUGGUUCUGUGAGCGGGUUUCAUCGUCUUCAUGUCGGGACAGAAACCGUCCCUGAGGAGCGGCGGCUCCCCCCAGAGCCGCUUCCAGGUGGACGUGGUGACAGAGGGCUCCUCCCCGGCCCCGGGCCCCAGUGACGGCUCCAAGCCGCCUGAGGAGUCCAGAAGCCGGUUCAAGGUGGUGGGCUUCAUGGAUCCGGGCGCACUGGGCAGCUCCAUGGACAUCGGGCUCCCUCCGGAUGUUUUCCACGAGCCGGACACGACGAAGAGCGACUCGGUCAGCCUCCACUCCACAGGCACGGGACACACGCACAUCUCCGACUCCCACUCCAACACCUACUACAUGAGGACCUUCGGACACAACACCAUCGACGCGGUGCCCAACAUCGAGUUCUACCGGCAAACUGCGGCUCCUUUCGGGGAGAAGCUGACCAGACCGUCGCUGUCGGAGCUGCACGACGAACUGGACAAAGAGCCUUUCGAGGACGGUCUGGCCAAUGGAGAGGAGCUGUCGGCCGCUGAGGAGGCGGCGGCAUUGGCGGCGAAGGAGGCGAAAGGAGGAAGUGUGAAGUUCGGUUGGGUGAAAGGAGUCUUGGUCCGCUGCAUGCUGAACAUCUGGGGGGUGAUGCUCUUCAUCAGAAUGUCCUGGAUUGUCGGUCAGGCUGGAAUUGGUCUGACCAUCGCGAUCAUCCUGAUGGCGAGUGUGGUCACGACCAUCACUGGCCUGUCGACCUCGGCCAUAGCAACCAACGGCUUCGUACGAGGAGGGGGGGCGUACUACCUGAUCUCCAGGAGUCUCGGGCCGGAGUUCGGAGGAUCCAUCGGUCUCAUCUUCGCCUUCGCCAACGCCGUGGCUGUGGCCAUGUACGUUGUUGGCUUCGCGGAGACAGUUGUCGAGAUGCUCAGCGACGUCGACGCUCUGAUGACGGACGAACUGAACGACAUUCGUAUCGUCGGGACUCUGACCGUCAUCCUGCUGCUGGGGAUCUCUGUGGCUGGGAUGGAGUGGGAGGCAAAGGCUCAGAUCGUCCUCCUGGUCAUUCUGCUGGGAGCCAUCGCCAACUACUUCAUAGGAAGCUUCAUAACGAUAGAAAACAAGGAGCCUAAAGGAUUCUUCGGCUACAGCGGGGCCAUCUUCCUGGAGAACCUGGGUCCAGACUUCAGAGAGGAGGAGACCUUCUUUUCUGUGUUCGCCAUCUUCUUCCCAGCAGCCACUGGGAUCCUGGCUGGAGCCAACAUCUCCGGAGACCUCAUAGACCCUCAGACAGCGAUCCCUAAAGGAACCUUGCUCGCCAUCCUGAUCACAGGAAUCACCUAUGUGGCUGUCGCCCUCUCUGCAGGAUCCUGCAUCGUGAGAGACGCAACCGGCGACCACAACGACACGGUGAGCGACACGGUGAACUGCACCGACGCCGCCUGCACGCUGGGCUACGACUUCUCCAUCUGCAAAGAGGGCGGCUGCCAGUUCGGCCUGAUGAACGACUUCCAGGUGAUGAGUCUGGUGUCGGGCUUCGGUCCUCUGAUCACCGCCGGGAUAUUUUCAGCCACUCUCUCCUCAGCUCUGGCCUCGUUGGUCAGCGCGCCCAAAGUCUUCCAGGCUCUGUGCAAAGACAAGAUCUAUCCAGGGCUGGCUGUUUUUGCAAAGGGUUAUGGGAAGAACAACGAGCCGCUCCGUGGUUACGUCCUGACCUUCUGCAUUGGCCUGGCGUUCAUCCUGAUUGCUGAGUUGAACAUCAUCGCUCCCAUAAUCUCCAACUUCUUCCUGGCGUCCUACGCUCUCAUCAACUUCUCCGUGUUCCACGCGUCUCUGGCCAACUCUCCAGGGUGGCGCCCCAGCUUCAAGUACUACAACAUGUGGGUGUCUCUUGCUGGGGCGAUCCUGUGCAUUGUGGUGAUGUUCGUCAUUAACUGGUGGGCGGCUCUGGUCACUCUGCUCAUCGUCCUCGCUCUCUACAUCUACGUCAGCUACAAGAAACCUGAUGUGAACUGGGGAUCGUCCACUCAGGCUCUGAUGUACAACCAGGCUCUGACUCACUGUCUGAACCUCACUGGAGUCGAGGACCACGUGAAGAACUUCAGGCCGCAGUGUUUGGUGCUGACUGGUUUUCCAAACUCUCGUCCUGCUCUGCUUCAGCUCGUUUAUUCUUACACCAAGAACGUCGGCCUCAUGGUCUGUGGCCACGUCAAGACUACGUCCCGUCGGCCGAACUUCAAGGAGCUGUCCCAGGACCACGCCCGCUCUCAGCGCUGGCUCAAUGAGAAACGCAUCAAGGCCUUUUACACGCCCGUCUUCUCCGACAACCUGAGGCACGGGACGCAGUUCCUCCUGCAGGCUGUGGGGUUAGGUCGUCUGAAGCCGAACACGCUGGUCAUGGGUUUCAAGAACAACUGGAGUGAAGGAGACAUGAGAGACGUGGAGAUUUACGUCAACACGAUACAUGACGCCUUCGACCUUCAGUUUGGAGUCGUGAUCCUCCGACUGCAGGAAGGACUGGACGUCUCCCACAUCCACGGACAAGACGAGCUGCUGCCUCACGAGAAGCCGCCAGUCGGCACUAACCAGGUGGUGUUUUCGGUGAAUCCGGCUAAAGACUCGGACUCGGACUCGUGUCCUUCAAAGACCACGAGCAGCCAGAGCAGUCCACUCAUCAUCAGAGAAACGAAGUCUCCUCUGAGUCUGACGGACCAACGUCUGCUGGAGUCCAGUCAACAGUUCAAGAAGAAGCAGGGCAAAGGAACCAUCGACGUGUGGUGGCUGUUUGACGAUGGAGGUCUGACGCUGCUGAUUCCCUACCUGCUGACCAACCGGAGCAAAUGGGGCGACUGCAGGAUCCGCGUCUUCAUCGGCGGGAAGGUCAACCGCAUCGACCGCGACCGCCGAGUGAUGGCCACGCUGCUCAGCAGGUUCAGGAUCGACUACUCUGACAUCAACGUCCUCGGAGACAUCAACACCAAACCCAAGAAACACAAUAAGCUGAGUUUCAAGGAGCUGAUCGAGCCGUACAGGCUGAAGGAGGACGACAUGGAGCAGGAAGCUGCCGAGCGGCUGAAGGCUCAGGAGCCGUGGAGGAUCACUGACAACGAGCUGGAGCUGUACAGGGCCAAGACCAAUCGUCAGAUCCGACUGAACGAGCUGGUGAAGGAGCACUCGAGUAACGCCAAGCUCGUCGUCAUGAGCAUGCCUCUGGCGAGGAAGGGCACCGUGUCCAGCGCCCUCUACAUGUGUUGGCUGGAAACUCUGUCCAGAGACGCCCCCCCCCUGCUGCUGGUUCGAGGAAACCACCAGAGCGUCCUGACCUUUUACUCCUAACACACACACACACACACACACACACACACACACACACACACACACACACACACACACACACACACACACACACACACACACACACACACACACACACACACACACACAUUCUCCUGCUGUAAAAGAGUUGUUUAGUCUAACUUCCUCAUCAACACAUUAAUCAACUCGAGAUGUUUCUCAGUAACGUCUGUAUAUUCUGUGGAUUCUGUGUUUUUAUGAACGUGUGUAACUGUGUUUAAAUAUCAAUUUAAUAUAUAAUAAUAUUUGUGAUGAUAAAAAUGAUGAAUUCAGAGUGUGUGGAUGUUUUAUUUUCGCUGUGUCUGAAGACAUGAGACUGUUUCUCUGUUAACAUUAUCCUGUGUAUUAUUUUAUUAAAAUAUUCACUAAGCAAUA